Messenger RNA from Anoplophora glabripennis (Asian longhorned beetle), 2022 nucleotides. Its product is annotated as ATP-dependent RNA helicase SUV3 homolog, mitochondrial. Gene Ontology annotation, biological process: RNA catabolic process; mitochondrial RNA 3'-end processing. Gene Ontology annotation, molecular function: RNA helicase activity; ATP binding. Gene Ontology annotation, cellular component: mitochondrial degradosome. NCBI's taxonomy places the organism in Eukaryota, Metazoa, Arthropoda, Insecta, Coleoptera, Cerambycidae. The record is from RefSeq and is a predicted model, not a curated record.
UAUAGCCGAAAUAUCAACAUGCUCAAUGUCAAUGUCAAAUAGGUUAUAACCUCAAUAAUGCAUAUUUUAUCUGUUGUGUUUUAUUUACAUAUAGUGUCUGUGUAAAUGUAGUAAAAUGCUACAGAAUAGUAAAAAAUUAAGAAGCCUUUGUGGGGCACUCCAAAAUAUUCAUUUAUGUCGAUCCAAUUUAGUCGCUGAAAAUAGUGCUAAACAUGCGGUAACAUUAUUUCAAGUUAGAGGAAAGAAAGAUGAUUCUACAUUAUCCUCCUUAUUUGUUCCUAUACAAAUUAAAGCAAAUCCGGAUGAUAUAAAUGUAGGAGCUGAACUCACAGGUUCUUUAAAUAAGGCUGAUUUAUUGAAGGUUUUAAAUAAAUUCUACCAGAAUAAGGAGAUAAAACAGUUGCUUAUGGACAAUGGAUUGGACAAUUACCUUCAGCAUCAGAGCUACAUAAGCUUCAGGAGAUACUGUCUAGAAGCACAGACGUUACCUGUUGACUUACAUGUCGUGAUAAGUGAUGUUUUGCAAGGAGCAGGCAAUCCUACUGAUAUUUUCCCUUAUUUCUUGAGACACGCUAAACAAAUGUUUCCCCACUUAGACUGUAUGGAGGAUUUGCGAAAAAUUUCAGACUUGAGAACUCCGGCUAACUGGUAUCCUCAAGCAAGAGCAAUAAAUAGAAAAAUAAUUUUCCACGCUGGCCCAACAAAUUCUGGAAAGACUUUUCAUGCUUUAGAAAGGUUCAUCACAGCCAAAUCUGGAGUUUAUUGUGGUCCUUUGAAAUUAUUAGCUAGCGAAGUGUUUAAUAAAACGAACAGCAGGGGCACACCUUGCGACUUAGUAACGGGCGAAGAACGAAAUUUUGCAGACCCAACUGGAAAUGCAUCUGGUCACGUAUCGUGUACUGUCGAAAUGGCUUCAGUAANUGGGUUAAAUAAUCUAGAAUAUGUAGAUGAAGUGGCAGUGAUUGAUGAAAUCCAGAUGAUAAAGGACCCUCAAAGGGGAUGGGCUUGGACUAGGGCUUUCUUGGGCUUAAUAGCUGAUGAGAUACAUAUUUGUGGUGAAGCAGGAACUAUCGAUUUAGUUCAACAACUCUGUUUAACCACUGGGGAGGACCUGGAGGUUCGCCAUUAUAAAAGACUGACAGCUUUAAAAAUUGAAGACUCUGCGUUAGGUUCUCUGGACAAUGUUCUGCCUGGAGACUGCAUUGUAUGUUUUAGUAAAAACGACAUUUAUUCUGUUUCGAGAGGUAUCGAAGCGACUGGCAAGGAAGUAGCUGUAAUCUACGGAGGUUUACCUCCAGGUACCAAGCUAGCUCAAGCCGCCAAAUUCAACGAUCCUGACAACAGUUGUAAAAUAUUAGUUGCAACAGACGCAAUUGGAAUGGGUUUGAAUUUGAGUAUUCGUAGGAUAAUAUUUUAUUCUCUUAUUAAGCCAAUUAUGAACGAGAAGGGUGAGAAGGAAAUGGAUACGAUAUCCGUGUCUUCGGCUUUGCAGAUAGCUGGGAGAGCUGGAAGAUACGGCACUCAGUGGGAACAGGGAUAUGUAACGACAUUUAAGCCAGAGGAUUUGAACACCCUGAAAAAUCGGUUGUCUUCUGAUCCAGAGCCAAUAGCACAAGCCGGGCUGCAUCCCACCGCUGAUCAGAUUGAACUUUACGCUUAUCACUUACCAAAUUCAACGCUUAGUAAUUUAAUGGAUAUAUUUGUUAGUCUUUCGACGGUGGACGAUUCUUUGUACUUCAUGUGUAACAUCGAGGAUUUUAAAUUCCUAGCCGACAUGAUCCAGCACGUUCCGUUGCCUUUGCGAGCCAGAUACGUGUUUUGCUGUGCGCCUAUCAAUAAGAAAAUGCCGUUUGUCUGCACCAUGUUCUUGAAAUUUGCAAGGCAGUACAGCAAAAACGAGCUAAUUACUUUUGACUGGUUGUGCAGAAACAUAGGGUGGCCUUUGCAGCCCCCAAAAACCAUAAUCGACUUGGUUCAUUUAGAAGCCGUGUUUGACGUUUUGGAUUUAUACUUGUGGUUGAG